AUGGUCGCGCAUUUUGGCAUAGUGGGAGCAAUUACAGAACGCCACGAAACUGGAGCUGAUCUCCACGCCAAAGAUGGGGAUGGGAUGACACCGCUUCACUUGGCUUCUAUGAACGGCCAUGAUUUAGUCACGCAGAAGCUUCUUGAGAAUGGGGCAGACCCCAACACCUGGACUCACACUAGGUGGAGACCUCUUCACAAGGCUUCUGAACACGGCUACGAUGUGAUCGUGCAGCAGCUCCUCGCAGCUGGGGCGGAUAUCGACGCUAAGGAUUGGAAUGCGAUGACACCUCUUCAUACCGCUUCUGAACACGGCCACGAUGUGAUCGUGCAGCAGCUCCUCGCAGCUGGGGCUAGCGUUGACGCUAAGGAUUGGGCCAAUAUGACACCUCUUCAUACCGCUUCUAAACACAGCCAUGAUGUGAUCGUGCAGCAGCUCCUCGCAGCUGGGGCGGAUGUCAACACUAAGGAUUGGAAUGCGAUGACACCUCUUUAUACUUCUUCUGAAAGCGGCUAUGAUGUGAUCGUGCGGCAGCUCCUCGCAGCUGGGGCGGAUAUCGACGCUAAGGAUGGGAAUGCGAUGACACCUCUUCAUGCCGCUUCUGAACACGGCCACAAUGUGAUCGUGCAGAAGCUCCUCGCAGCUGGGGCGGAUGUAAACGCUAAGGAUAAGAAUGCGAUGACACCUCUUCAUACUGCUUCUGAACACCGCCAUGAUGUGAUCGUACAGAAGCUCCUUGCAGCUGGGGCGGAUGUCAACACUAGGGAUACAUGGAAAAGAACACCUCUUCAUGAGGCUUCUGGACAGGGCGACGAUGUGAUCGUGCAGCAGUUCCUAGCAGCUGGGGCGGAUAUCAACGCUAUGGAUGGGAAUGCGACGACACCUCUUCAUAUUGCUUCUCAACGCGGCCACGAUGUGGUCGUGCAGCAGCUCCUCGCAGCUGGGGCGGAUGUCAACACUAAGGAUACAUGGAAAAGAACACCUCUUCAUGAGGCUUCUGGACACGGCGAAGAUGUGAUCGUGCAGCAGCUCAUAGCAGCUGGGGCGGAUAUCAACGCUAAGGAUGGGGGUGCGACGACACCUCUUCAUAUUGCUUCUGAACGCGGCUAUGAUGUGAUCGUGCGGCAGCUCCUCGCAGCUGGGGCGGAUAUCAACGCUAAGGAUGGGAAUGCGAUGACACCUCUUCAUGCCGCUUCUGAACACGGCCACAAUGUGAUCGUGCAGAAGCUCCUCGCGGCUGGGGCGGAUAUCAACACUAAUGAUGACACCUCUUGA
This is a messenger RNA of Parascedosporium putredinis, 1275 nucleotides long. Lineage: Eukaryota; Fungi; Ascomycota; Sordariomycetes; Microascales; Microascaceae. The record is from the annotation of a GenBank genome assembly.